Gryllus bimaculatus (two-spotted cricket) is the source of this 952-nucleotide messenger RNA. The record is from the annotation of a GenBank genome assembly. NCBI's taxonomy places the organism in Eukaryota, Metazoa, Arthropoda, Insecta, Orthoptera, Gryllidae.
AUGCAGGCAGGCGGGUGGGCAGGCAGCGGCGGCGGCGGCGGCGGCGGCCGGGUGGGGCGGGGCGGGGGUGGGUGGGGCGGUGUCGCGUGGGCCCCGGCGGCGCCGAUCGGGGACGAACCUCGCGGGAUUUCGCAACCGGGAACAGGAGGCGCCCCGGGCCCCUGCCGCCCCCUGCGGCCCGGUGGCCCCUGCGGCCCCUGCGGCGCUGCCGCCGUAUAUAUAGCAGCGGGCGGCGCAGGCACAGGCACAGACGCACUCGAGCACCUGAGGGACUCUACAGCCUCCGACUCACUCCACCUCCGCUCCGCCAUGAACACGCGCCCAGAGGAGAUCCCCAUCAUCAAGAGCGAGUACAACCUCAACCCCGACGGCUCCUACCAAUGGAACUACGAGACGGGCAACGGCAUCAAGGCGCAGGAGACGGGCAGCCUGGAGCCCGCCGACGACCCCAAGGACGGCAACGUGGUGGUGGCGCAAGGCGGCUUCUCCUACACCGGCGACGACGGCACCCCCAUCUCGCUGUCGUACCGCGCCGACAAGGGGGGCUUCCAGCCCGAGGGCGCGCACCUGCCCACGCCGCCCCCCAUCGUCUGAGCGGUGACAGCCGCAAAAUCUGGCCAAGUACAACGGACAAGCUCUCGUAUCUACACGCUCGUGAGGCUACCUAGCGGCCGCUGCGCGCACUUCUAGGGCGCGCUUCAGUAUCCAAGUUCGGAUGGCGGCCGCGAGCCGCGCCCGGCUCCGGCGCCUCGAGGCCUGGAGCCCGCCGCAGCUCCCGCGCGAUGCGUGACGCGAGCGUCCCUCGCAUUGAGUUCGGCCUGCACUGACUUCCUCUCGUUCGAGAUCUCCUGACAAAUGUACGCUGUAGAUAUAUUUUAUUUUAUGUAUUUACUUGUUACAAUUUUAUUGUAAACUGCACACAAUGCUAAAACAAAUAAAAACUUAAUAAGAU